This is a messenger RNA of Myotis lucifugus (little brown bat), 397 nucleotides long. Its product is annotated as inositol 1,4,5-trisphosphate receptor type 2-like. Lineage: Eukaryota; Metazoa; Chordata; Mammalia; Chiroptera; Vespertilionidae. The annotation marks the transcript as partial. The transcript is spliced from 3 exons. The record is from RefSeq and is a predicted model, not a curated record. Gene Ontology annotation, biological process: calcium ion transport.
AUGGUUCUAAGGAAGGUCCCAGAAGCCAAAGUGCAAAGCGAGGUGAUUAGAAAAGAUCAGGAAAAGCCAGGAGAGUGGAUUGUCCGGCAUGAUAGGACCAUGGAGCAGAUUGUCUUUCCUGUCCCCAACAUCUGUGAAUACCUUACGCGGGAGUCCAAGUCCCGUGUGUUCACUAUGACCGAAAGGGAUGAGCAAGGAAGCAAAGUGAACGACUUUUUCCAGCAAACAGAAGACCUCUACAAUGAAAUGAAGUGGCAGAAGAAAAUCAGGAAUAACCAUGCCCUGUUCUGGUUCUCAAGACACAUAUCCCUCUGGGGGAGCAUCUCAUUCAACUUGGCCGUGUUCAUCAAUUUAGCUGUUGCUCUCUUCUACCCAUUUGGGGACGAUGGAGAUGAAG